UCGGUCGUUCCAGUCCCACCGAUCAGCGAAAUUGCAUUCGGCAUCAUCCAGGAAAAGCUCUGGCACGAUCCGUUCUGGCUGCUCAUUGCGGUGACAUUCCUCAACAAGACCACCGGCCGUGCCGCAGUGCCAAUCUUCUGGAAACUGAAGAAGCUCUAUCCGACACCGGCGGAGCUGGCAGCUGCUGACCAGAAAGAACUGAUGUUGUUGGUCCAUAGUCUUGGCCUACAAAACGCCCGAUCGAAGCGCCUUAUCAAGAUGGCAGCAGCAUGGCUGGAAAGCCCGCCAGUUGUCGGGAAGCGGUAUAGGACGCUGAACUAUCCCAACAAAGGCGAUGGCAAGGCCUCGAACACUGCCAACGUCGUGGAGGAAGAUGCUGAUGAUUGUGGUGGCGCUUUGGAAAUCGGUCAUAUACCAGGCUGCAGAGACUAUGCUUGGGACAGCUGGAGGAUUUUCUGCCGUGAUGUUUUGCGUGGUGUGGCGGAAGACUUCAACGGCAAGGGUGCCGCGGAAGGUUUCAUACCCGAGUGGAAGAAUGUCCUGCCGGGUGACAAAGAGUUGAGAGCUUGUCUGCGCUGGAUGUGGUUGCGUGAAGGCUGGAUCUGGAACCAUGUGAAUGGCGAAAAGCGGCGUGCGACGGUUGAGGAGAUGGAGCAGGCGAAAUUGGGA
Messenger RNA from Zymoseptoria tritici IPO323, 669 nucleotides. RefSeq lists its product as uncharacterized. The transcript has a single exon. Lineage: Eukaryota; Fungi; Ascomycota; Dothideomycetes; Mycosphaerellales; Mycosphaerellaceae. Gene Ontology annotation, cellular component: nucleus. Gene Ontology annotation, biological process: base-excision repair. The annotation marks the transcript as partial. The record is from RefSeq and is a predicted model, not a curated record. Gene Ontology annotation, molecular function: catalytic activity; DNA binding.